Tripterygium wilfordii is the source of this 3414-nucleotide messenger RNA. RefSeq names its product protein ALTERED PHOSPHATE STARVATION RESPONSE 1-like. NCBI's taxonomy places the organism in Eukaryota, Viridiplantae, Streptophyta, Magnoliopsida, Celastrales, Celastraceae. The record is from RefSeq and is a predicted model, not a curated record. The transcript has 7 exons. Bases 794 to 3109 code for a protein of 771 amino acids.
GCAUCCUAAUUUCUCGCUAAAAAUGCUCAAUCUUAAUACACCCUUUUGUCCUGUACUAUUCAUCUUCGUCUUCCCCUCAAUCUCCAUCCUCACAGUCGCAACCAUCUCCAAUCCCUAACCCAGACCACUUCAUUUGCCAGCUCCAAACCAUACGCGCCCACCACCCUCUCCCAUCUACCUCCACCGACAAUAACAACAACAUUACACCAAGAAUCCCUUAAGAUCUCCCUCCAUUUUCAUCCUUUUGCCACAACCAACAAUCCCUUCAGAGUUCCUAGAGAUAACAAAAAUGGGUUUAAUGGUGAAGGUAUGAUAUGCGACUGUCAUAUGAACCAGAGGGAGCCAAAGAGAAUCAAGUCUAUUGAGAAAUGAACAAAAUACAUUUGAGGAAAAUAGAGGAAUUAGGGAUUUGAAAUUAAACAAGAUCAAUAAACAAAAACCAAUUGUUAUGGUUUCACUUCUUUGGUUUCUGUUAGGCUGCCAUUAGAGUGAAGAAAACGAAAGAAUGUUCUGGAAGGACAUGGAGGGAAAAGAGAAUGGAUCCAUGAAAGAAGAAGAAGAAAGUGAGGUUCUGAUAGGUUCUAGCGAUUAAAGGGCUCUCAAUUUGAUCUGUUUUGAUGCAAUUUUGAUUUGAAGUGGAACUUCUUUGAUAAGGAUUUUUGUAAAGUGACUUCCAAACAAUUGGGCACGUUUCUAAAUGAGUAUCUGGUACUACUCGACUUUAAUUAAUUUUCAGAAAGAGGCUAUGUCAUGAUCAUUUAAUUUGGCGUAAAGUCAAGAUAAUUUUAUAACAAUGGGGGCAGCAAAUUCUAAAAUAGAGGAAGAGAAGGCUCUACUGCUGUGUCGUGAAAGAAAGAAAUUUGUUCGGCAAGCACUUGAUGGAAGGUGUUCGCUAGCAGCCGCUCAUGUUGCAUAUAUCCAGUCGCUGAAACUCACCGGAACUGCUCUCAGGAAAUUUCUAGCACCUGAAGCUCCAAUUGAAUCUUCCUUGUACACUUCCACUACUGCAACACCUGAGCCAGUUGCAUUAACUGAGAAGUCUCUUUCGCAGUUCUCGUUUUCUUCUCCAACUUUGUCACAACCUGUGGAAGCAACUGAAAACCUUUCUCCGUCUCCAUCUCCUCCCAGCUCUACUCGUUUUCAGGUAAAUCAUAUGAGAUUUAGGGGUUUCUCCUCCAAUAAAGUUGAAGAGAAACACCCUUUACCUGUUACAGGAACAGUAACCUCAUCAAGUACCCCACAAAAUGUGACACCUUACUCCUCUAAUAAACCAGAAACUUCACCAUUUGAGGGUUCUUCUGGAACUCCCCCUUGGGAUUUCUUUGGUUUUUUCCAUCCUAUUGACCAUCAGUUUUCUUUUCAAGAUGGAAAGGGAAUGAACCAAGGAUUCGAAAAUCUGGAUCGUACAAGACAGCUUAGGGAAGAGGAGGGAAUCCCUGAACUGGAAGAUGAGGAAGAGAAGGCAUCUUCUCAUGAGAGGGAAGAAUCUCAGGAUUCAGAAGAUGAAUUUGAUGAGUCCCCCACAGAUACUUUGGUUCGAAGUUUUGAAAAUCUUAAUAGGAUACAUGAUCAUCGUGUCCCUAGUGCUGCACCUACCAUGCCUUCUGCUGCCAGUGUAGCUUCAGAAUCUGAGUUAUUGAAUGGGGAGAAAAGUAACUCUCCUCAUAUAUCACCACCAAGAACACCCUCCUCAGCAGUUACUAAUCCAACCACAAAGGAAACACCAGUGAAAGAAGAUGGUGCUGCAAACAAGGUUGCUCCAAAGGACUUCCUUUCAAGCAUGAAAGACAUUGAAUAUCUCUUUAUGAAAGCUUCCGAGUCUGGGAAAGAAGUGUCUAGGAUGCUUGACGCAAAUAAGCUGCAUUUCCGUCCAAUAGUCCCGGGCAAAGAAAGUGGGUCGGUAAGUUCUACAAUCUUCAAGGCAUGUUUCUCUUGUGGGGAAGAGCCUAGCCAAGUUCAAGAAGCACCUCCUCAAGCUGCUGUAAAGUACUUAACUUGGCAUAGGACCACAUCAUCACGAUCAUCUUCAUCACGUAACCUUCUUGGAUUGAAUGCCAACGAUGAUUCAGAGGACCUUGCCGGUAAUCUUUUUGAUAACUUUUGCAUGAUCUCUGGCAGUCAUGCCUCAACCUUGGAUAGGCUAUAUGCAUGGGAGAGGAAGCUUUAUGAUGACGUGAAGGCUUGUGAGAUGAUAAGAAGGGUGUACGAUUCCAAGUGUAGAAUUCUUAGGCAACUGGAAUCAAAAGGGGAAAGCUCCAACAAAAUUGAUAAAACCCGUGCUGUUGUUAAAGAUCUACACUCCAGAAUCAGAGUAGCUAUUUACAGGAUUGAUUCAAUAUCAAAGAGGAUUGAGGAAUUGCGGGACAAAGAGCUCCAACCACAGCUCGAGGAGUUAAUCAAAGGGCUAAGUCGGAUGUGGGAUGUUAUGCUUGAGUGCCACAAACUUCAGUUCCAAAUCUUCUCAGUUGCAUACAACAAUGGCAAUUACAAAAUCUCUCUACAGUCAGAAUCGCAUCGCCACAUUGCAAGCAAUCUUGUGAAUGAACUGAGCUGUCUGUCUUCAACUUUCGCAAAGUGGAUUGGUUCUCAGAAGUCCUAUCUGCAAUCUAUAAAUAAUUGGCUUCUGAAAUGCGUCUGUAUCCCUCAAAAAUCUUCCAGGAGAAAAAGGAGGCCACAAGCCCCUAACUUGAAAAACUUGGGCCCUCCAAUAUAUGUUACCUGUGGUGACUGGAUGGAGAAACUUGAUGAUUUUUCUACCGAGGAUGUUGUAGAAUCUAUGAAGUGUUUGGCAGCUGACACGACUCACUUUUUGCCUCACCAGGAGAAGAACCAGGGGAAACUUUAUAAUGGUAGUGAGUCAGCGGAUAACCUAUUGAGAGAUGAAGCUUCAGAGGACUGGAUUUCAGGCCUUAAUCGUUUCCAAUCAAGCUUAAAGCUCUUUCUUGGUCAGUUGAAUAACUUUGCGGGAUUUUCUGCAAAGCUGUAUACAGAACUUCAAAUUUCCAUAGAAGAUGCUAAAACUAAUUAUGAAAGAUGGAAGUUGCGAGUAGAAGCUCAUGAGUUGGAAAGAAAGAACAUGGAUACAGAGAAAACAAGAGGGAUUGCUUGAGUUUUCAUUGCAGUGAUUCGGAAUCGAUCCAAUACAUGAGGAAUGUUCGAGGGGACUUGAAGUUAAUCUGAUAUUUGUAGAUGGAAGAAGAACACCCCAAUAAAAGGGUACCUGUUUGGAAAUAAAAGGGUUGCUAGAUUUUGAUUUAUGUAUUGAGAGAUGGGUUGGUUUUUAGUUCAGCACCAUUGGUACCGAGGUCGGACAGAGAAGAAAGAAUUUUUUCCAUGUACACAAAAUCUGUAUAUUUGUGUUUUACAUAAUGUAGGAAAUCAUAUAAAAUUUCACUCCCUUCUUUUCUUCCUCUA